Molecule: messenger RNA, 333 nt
Organism: Strongyloides ratti
Lineage: Eukaryota; Metazoa; Nematoda; Chromadorea; Rhabditida; Strongyloididae
Product: Protein translation factor SUI1 homolog
Exons: 3
Coding region: 1-333 (110 amino acids)
Biological process (GO): translational initiation
Cellular component (GO): eukaryotic 43S preinitiation complex
Molecular function (GO): ribosomal small subunit binding; RNA binding; translation initiation factor activity
Source: RefSeq, a predicted model, not a curated record
AUGGCUAAUAUUCAAAAUUUAAACAAGCCUAAAGAUGCUUUUGAACAACUGGAGGAAGAAACAGGAAAUUCUCAACAAAUUUGUCACAUUCGUAUUCAGCAACGUACUGGAAGGAAGACUAUCACAACAGUACAAGGUAUUGGUACUGAAUAUGAUCUUAAAAAAAUUGUUCGUUAUCUAAAAAAGGAGUACAAUUGUAAUGGAACUAUUGUUGAACAUCCUGAAUAUGGUCAAGUUAUUCAAUUAUCUGGUGAUCAAAGACAAUAUAUUAAAGAAUUUCUCUGUAAAGUUGGUAUUGUUAAAGAAGAAAACUGCAAAGUUCAUGGUUUCUAA